AUGUCUUACCGGAUUGGCUGCAGACUGCACACCAGUGCCAAAAGACCCACUUGGCGCGAGAUAGAGACCAGAGACGCCUCUAUUCAGGCAAAAUCCUUACUCCUUCGUCUACCAGCCGAGACUCGUAACCAAAUUUACGAGUACGUCUUUGGAUUCGGAUUAAUACACUUCUGCAUUCGCGAGUGUCGAUCUACAGAUGUCGAUUCUCCCAACAAGAAUGGUUAUAAGAUCAAGGAAUACGAGCCAGACUGGGACAACUUCGAAGCUAGAGAUUCGCUAGAAUACGAGGAUAGCUCGCUUCCACCCAAGAGAUAUUCUGGUACCAGGUAUUACCAGAUCUCGCAUUCGAUAUGCGAUGAUUCACAGGACUGGGCCGAUGCGUAUACCGUAAGCAAGACUUUGCUGGCUCAAGGCGAUCAGGAAGCGGAGCACGAGCAGAACACGGCACCAGAAAUCCUGGAGAGUUAUGACCAAAAGCACUUUGACUGCAAGACGCCGAUCUACGACUUUGCGCACCAGCAAUACGCAAGCAUCUGCCGACAUGGCCAGCUCACAGGGUCUCGGCACGCAUGCAAAGGCUGCAGAAGGCUCCGCAAACUCUUGACAGCAACCCACGGAAAGCCUUCUUCCGGAUUGAAAGAAUACCAUUCCGAUUCCGCACUGAAUUUACAGUUUCUGCAAACUUGUAAACAAAUCUACCACGAAGCAAAACUCUUGCCAUACGUCAGCAACACCUUCGACUUCAACAGCGGCAAUCUUGCCCGGGAAGUAGCAAUGUACCAACUGGGCCCCUUCCGCACACGAGCAAUCCAAACCCUCCAUCUCGAAAACGUGCGAUGCGCCGCCGACUUCGAAAUGGUGAGUUUGUAUUUCCAAGGAUUGCGACAUCUACGUCUCUCCAUCCGCAACGAACGCGAAUCUCUAUACGGCAAGGAAGAAACCUGGCAGGCAUUUUUCCAGCUGAACAGGUUGGAAUCCGUGGAGGUGAUUGUAGGUCAUGACGUGCAGAAUGAGGGCAGAGACGGCAAGGCUCGACGAGCACGGCAUGCGAGUGCGAUGGAGUCUUUCCUCAUGAGCGCGGAUAUCGAAGAGGCUGAAAAGCUUAGUGCGGAAUAUGAGGGGAGGAAUGUUGGUGAGAGGUGGAAUCGGGGCCUAGGAACGAGAGAACUCUGGUUCAAGUCAAGAGCAAUCACUGAUGCGGAGGAUGAAGAGACGGAAGGAGAUGCAGAAGAGAAGCGAGGGGAUCGCGACGAUCUGGAUGAGCGAUAUCUCCGUCAACUCUUGGACCGGGGGGUAUAUGAGGUCGACGCAAAGCCUUCGGUUUGA
This is a messenger RNA of Lecanosticta acicola, 1326 nucleotides long. The record is from the annotation of a GenBank genome assembly. Lineage: Eukaryota; Fungi; Ascomycota; Dothideomycetes; Mycosphaerellales; Mycosphaerellaceae.